Phaeoacremonium minimum UCRPA7 is the source of this 1518-nucleotide messenger RNA. RefSeq names its product putative fad binding domain-containing protein. Gene Ontology annotation, cellular component: cytoplasm; membrane. Lineage: Eukaryota; Fungi; Ascomycota; Sordariomycetes; Togniniales; Togniniaceae. Gene Ontology annotation, molecular function: FAD binding; Delta24(24-1) sterol reductase activity. The transcript has a single exon. The coding region runs from base 1 to 1518 and encodes 505 amino acids. Gene Ontology annotation, biological process: steroid metabolic process. The record is from RefSeq and is a predicted model, not a curated record.
AUGGAGCGCCAUCGCAAGGCCGUGACGAAGAUCGCCGCGUCGGUCAAGCAGUUCUUCGACCGCAAGGAAGCGUACCGGAUUUUCCACGGAAGCACCAACAGCACGCGACCCGGCCGGCGCCCGGGCACCCGGGUCGUGGAUAUCAGCGCACUAUCCAAUGUUCUUGAGGUCAAUCCGCAGACGAGGACAGCGCUCGUCGAGCCCAAUGUUCCUAUGGACAGGCUCGUCGAGCACACACUCAAGCAUGGCCUCGUCCCUCCCGUCGUUAUGGAAUUCCCCGGCAUCACUGCUGGCGGUGGGUACGCGGGCACGGCUGGUGAAAGCAGCAGUUUCAAGCAUGGGUUCUUCGACGACACUGUCCAGAGUAUCGAGAUGAUUCUUGCAGACGGCGAGGUCGUGACGGCGUCGCGCGAUCAGAAGCCGGAGCUCUUCACCGGCGCGGCCGGAGCUGUCGGCACCUUGGGUGUCACUACGCUCCUUGAACUCCAGCUUAUGAAGGCAAAGCCUUUCGUGCGAACCACCUAUAGACGCACACAUAGUGUCGCCGAGGCAGUGGCUACUGUGCAGGAGGAGGUGGCUCGUCCGGGCAACGACUACGUAGAUGGUAUCCUGUUUAGCAAGGACCAUGGCGUGGUCAUCACGGGUAGUCUCACUGAAAGCAAGCCCGAUGACGCCAAACCACAGACUUUUAGUGGCGCAUGGGAUCCUUGGUUUUACCUGCAUGUGAAAGACCGGACACGCGACGUGUCCGCGGGCGGCGCCGCACCUACAGAUUAUAUCCCGUUGGCCGAAUACCUCUUCAGAUACGAUAGGGGAGGGUUUUGGGUUGGUACCGCCGCAUAUCAAUACUUCAAAUUGGUGCCGUUCAAUCGCUUCACGCGCUGGUUCCUCGACGACUUCCUGCAUACGCGCAUGAUGUACCGGGCUUUACAUGGCAGCGGCGAGAGCGCACGUUUCGUCGUGCAAGACCUUGCCAUGCCGUUUGAGACGACGGAGCGGUUCGUUGAUUACACGGCCGAGGAGUUCGGCAUUUGGCCGCUCUGGCUCUGUCCACUCCGCCGAAGGGCUCCCCCAACCUUCCAUCCAUUCACAACACCGCCUUCUACUGAGGCGACGAAGACGGAAACACCAGAGAUGAUGCUCAACGUCGGACUAUGGGGCUGGGGUCCUGCGAAACCUGAUGAGUUUAUCGCAAAGAACAAAGGGCUUGAAGCAAAGCUGCGAGAGCUAGGAGGUAUGAAGUGGCUCUACGCCCAUACUUACUAUGACCAGGAUAAAUUCUGGGAUAUGUAUGAGGGACGAGGCUGGUAUGAUGAGCUGCGCACGAAAUACCACGCCACAUCAUUGCCGACUGUGUAUGAUAAGGUCAAGGUGGAUGAGGCGGUGUCUCAGCGUAAGCGCCACUGGUUAAAGUCGAUACCACCGAUCGGUGGUUUGUAUGGUAUCUGGAAAAGCAUACAGAGCAAAGACUAUCUGUUGCAUAGAAAUUCGACCUGGAAGUACAAGGGAGGGUCAUAG